AUGCACCCUCUUCUUGUCACACAGCCAUCGUCCUAGCACUAAAACAAUGGCCUCCUCCAAACUACGCUUCUUUCUCUUUGUUCUUGUUCUUGGCUUACUCUUUCUUUCUCAUCCAGUAUUUUCGAACGAUGAAGAAGACGAUCUUUUCCAAGGCCUCAACAGCUUCAGGAAAUCCGCAAACCUGCCGGAAUUUAAGAAGAACGACGAUGCAGCUUGUCUAGCUGAUGAACUCGCCGACGAGCUAGAAGACCAACCGUGUUCUAGCGCACACUACAUCAUCGAGCCAGGCAACUUACCCAGGUUCCCGAGCUUCGAGAAGCUCGUUAAAAAGUGCCAUAUCGACAUCAACACGACAACAGCCGCCAUCAUUUGGCCUGUUUGCGUGCCGGAUUUGGACGAGGAUCUUGUGCUCAACAACUACACUCACUCCCAUUCCUCAAAAUAUCUGAAUGAUUCCAAGUAUUCAGGAGUUGGGAUUGGUUCUGAGGAUGAUUGGAUAGUUGCUGUGUUGACCACCGACGCAGAAAGUGGAAGCUUUUCUGGAGGCGCUGCUUCUUUGGGUACAAUCGGCAUGUUUCAAUAUAUGGCGGCUGUUUUGUUGGGGUUGUUUUUGGUUUUAAUGUGCUGAAUUGGUAUUCUAUUUUCUAUUUUAUUGUGUUGGAAAAAGUAAGGUGAUUAUUUUUUCCCUUUGAUCUUUACACAUAAUAUCUUAAUAAUAAUGUGCUACACCUC
Pyrus x bretschneideri (Chinese white pear) is the source of this 732-nucleotide messenger RNA. RefSeq lists its product as uncharacterized. The coding region runs from base 47 to 628 and encodes 193 amino acids. The record is from RefSeq and is a predicted model, not a curated record. The transcript is spliced from 2 exons. NCBI's taxonomy places the organism in Eukaryota, Viridiplantae, Streptophyta, Magnoliopsida, Rosales, Rosaceae.